Vicugna pacos (alpaca) is the source of this 3066-nucleotide messenger RNA. NCBI's taxonomy places the organism in Eukaryota, Metazoa, Chordata, Mammalia, Artiodactyla, Camelidae. The record is from RefSeq and is a predicted model, not a curated record.
GGAAACGGAGAGCGCGGAGAGAAGGUCACACAGGAGAGCGUAAGUUCCUCCUUUCUAAUGUAAAUCUGUGCUGCGUGGUCCCCCUUCCUCCGUCCUCAGGGUGUGGGAGUCACUGCGAACCUAAAAUCCCAGCACCCGGCCCUCCGGCCACGUAAGUCCGGACGGCGCCGCUCCAGUGCCUGUGCCCAGAGGUCCCUGUGCCUUUCAGCCCUGUUUGCUCCUGCAUGUGUGGAAGAGAGGAGGAAAAGUAGAGGAAGUGAUGGGGAGCCUUUAGGAGUCUGCAGGAGGGAUUUAGAAGAUUGACUUCUGAAGACUCAUGUUCCCCGAGGAAGAAGCCCAGGAGAGGAGGAAGAGGAUAGCAAAGAAGUCAGGAAUGGCUCUUUCUCAGGAAGGGUUGACCUUCAAGGAUGUGGCCAUCAAGUUCUCCCAGGAGGAGUGGGAGUGCCUGGACCCUGCUCAGAGGGCCUUGUACAGGGACGUGAUGUUGGAGACCUGCAGGAACCUGCUCUCCCUGGCUAUCUCUCAUAUACAUGUGAUCAAGAAAUUAAAACCAAAGGCAAACAGUGAUAUAGGAGAAGAAUUCCAAACAGUGAUGCUGGGAAGACAUAAAAGCUGUGAAAUCAGAGAUUUUUACUUCAGAGAAAUCCAGGAAAACAUACAUGUCUUUGAGUGUCAGUGGAGAGAUGAUGAAAGAAACGACAAAGGAAUGCCCAUAACCCAUAACAAAAAUCUCACUGACAGAAGAGAUCAACAUGGUAGAAGGGAUACAGGAAACAAACCUAUUGAAAGUAAGCUUGCAUUAAGCUUUCAUGAUGAACUACAGAUAUUUCAAAGUGAAGAGAAAAUUUUUGAAUGUGAUCAAGCUGUGAAAUCGAUCAACAGUAGUGCCUCAGCUUCACCACUUCAAAGAACUCCUCCUAGUGUGCACACCAGCAUUUCUAAUAUAUAUGGGGAUGACUUUAUGCCGCCUUCAGUACCGACACAAGACCAGAAGGCAUACAAGGAAAAACCUUACAAAUGUAAUGAAUGUGGCAAAACCUUUCCUUAUGGCUCAAACCUCAGUAGACAUCAGUUAAUCCAUACGGGAGAGAAACCAUAUAAUUGUGAUGUAUGUGGCAAGGUGUUUAGUCGAAAUUCACACCUUGCCUGUCAUCAGAGAAUUCACACUGGAGAGAAACCUUACAACUGUAAAGAGUGUGGCAAAACCUUUAAUCAGCGCUCAAACCUCUCUCGACAUCAGAUAAUCCAUACAAGAGAGAAAGCAUAUACAUGUGAUGUCUGUGGCAAGGUCUUUAGUCGAAAAUCAAUCCUGGGUAGUCAUCAGACAAUGCAUUUUGGAGAGAAAUCUUACAGAUGUAAUGAAUGUGGCAAAGCCUUUAGGAAGCGCUCAAGCCUUACUCAACAUAAGAGAAUCCACAGUGGAGAGAAACCUUACCUAUGUAUUGAGUGUGGAAAGGCCUUUAGGAAGCGUUCAAACCUUACUCAGCAUAAGAUAACCCAUACUGGAGAGAAACCUUACAAAUGUCAUGAGUGCGGCAAAGCAUUUAGUGUGCAUUCAGCCCUAAGGAACCAUCAGAUAAUCCAUACAGGAGAGAAACCAUAUAAAUGUGAUGUCUGUGGCAAGGUCUUUAGUCGAAAUUCAAUCCUUGCAAGUCAUCAGAGGCUGCAUACUGGGGAGAAACCUUACAAAUGUAGUGAAUGUGGUAGGUCAUUUAUUCAGCGUUCACUCCUUUGGAUUCAUGAGAAAAUUCACACUGGUGAGAAACCUUACAAGUGUAAUGAAUGUGGCAAAGCCUUUCCUGUGCGGUCAAUCCUUACUCAACAUAUGAGAAUCCAUACUGGAGAGAAACCUUAUCUGUGUAUUGAGUGUGGCAAAGCCUUCACAAAACAUUCAAAUCUUAAUCAACAUAAGACAAUCCAUACUGGAGAGAAACCUUACAAAUGCGAUGAGUGUGGCAAAGCUUUCACCCAAGUUUCAAGUCUUAGUAGGCAUCAGAGAAGGCAUACUGGAAAGAACCCAAAUAAAUGUAAUGUGUGUCUCAAGGCUUUUAUCCACCAUUCACAGCUUUGUGAUCAUGAGAGAACCCAUACCGGAGAGAAACCUUACAAAUGUGACAUGUGCUGCAAGGCCCUUCCCCAGCAUUCACAACCUUGGGGUCAUGAGAGGACUCAUACUGGAGAGGAACUUUUCAAAUGUAAUGUGUGUGGCAAGGCUUUUAUCCAACAUUCAAGCCUUAUGGCACAUCAGAGAAUUCAUACAGGAGAAAGACCUUACAAAUGUAAUAAAUGUGAUAAAGCUUUUAUCCAGAAUUCACAGCUUUGGCAUCAUGAGAGAACACACACGGGAGAGAAGUCUCAUGAAUGUAAUGAGUGUGGCAAAGCGUUUACAGAUCGUUCCCAUCUUAAUCGACAUAGGAUAAUUCACACAGGUGAGAAACCUUACAAAUGUCUUGAGUGUGGCAGAGCUUUUACCCAAUUUGCAAACCUUGCUAGACAUCAGAAAAUACAUACUGAAAAGAAGCAUUAUAAACCUGACAUAUGUGGCAAUGCUUUUAUUAAAAGCUGAAGCUUUGGGGAUCAUCAGAGAAUUCAUGGUAGGAAGAAGCCUUACAAAUACAGUGACUGAGAUAAAACUUAGGUAAGUGUUGAAGCCUUAAAGUUAGAGACCCCAUCAAGGAGAGAAAUUCACAUAAAACGUACAGAUGUGGCAAAGUCUUUACCCAGGCCCCACGCUCAUUCGGUGUCAGAAUAGACAUCUUUUGAGAGGAACCACACAACUGUAAUGUAUGGCAAAGGUUCUGCAAAGUUUAAGCCUUGUGGAACAUAACAGAAUUCUUACUAGAGAGAAACCAUACAAAAGUAAUGACUGAUCAGCUUUAUCAAAGAUAUAUACCUCUGUGGUCGUGAAAGAAUUCAUAUAAGGUAGAAACUUACAUAAAGGUGUCAAGACCUUUAAGCAGCGACCUCGGGAUAUACCACACAGAAUUCAUACUGGACAGAAACAUGACAAAUGUCAUGAAGGUGGUAAACUGUCCAACCACUGCUCUCAAUGGACUACACAUAAGA